Zea mays is the source of this 1396-nucleotide messenger RNA. RefSeq names its product hydroxyproline O-galactosyltransferase GALT4. The coding region runs from base 148 to 1161 and encodes 337 amino acids. Lineage: Eukaryota; Viridiplantae; Streptophyta; Magnoliopsida; Poales; Poaceae. The transcript is spliced from 2 exons. Gene Ontology annotation, molecular function: hexosyltransferase activity. Gene Ontology annotation, cellular component: membrane. The record is from RefSeq and is a predicted model, not a curated record.
AACCGGCCGCUUUGCCAAUGCAUCCCAUUCAUCUCUUGAUUAUAUAUAGACAUAGACACAUAGUCACCAAAACAUGCACACAAAGAAAGAAAGAAUUGAAGGUGGAAGAAGAGAACGAGACCUCGCUCGAAGACAGGGGCAUCAUCAAUGUCGACGUACCUCAAGAAGCCGCCCCCCUGCAGCGUCUCCCUCAUCGUCCUCCUCCCUCUCACCCUGAUCUUAUUAUGCUUCACCUUUCUCCUUCCGCUGUCCGCCUACAUCAGCAACCCGCUUGCCUCCACGGCAGUGGCCACGAGAGCCUGCGUCGGCGCCACCGCUGGUGUCGUCCGCGCUGCGCCAGCAACGACGACCGUGGGCGACGUCGACGGUGUCGUCGGUAGCCAGCGCCCGGCGGAGCUUAUGAGCGUCCUCGUCGGCGUGCACACCAUGCCCGGCAAGCACUCCCGGCGCCACCUCAUCCGCAUGGCGUACGCGUUGCAGCAGCAGACGCCCGCGCUGCGCGCCGCCGCGCGCGUCGACGUCCGCUUCGUGCUCUGCGCGCGCCCGAUGCCGCCCGAGCACCGCGUGUUCGUUGCGCUCGAGGCGCGCGCCUACGGCGACGUGCUGGUCCUCGACUGCGCCGAGAACGCGGAGGAGGGGAAGACGUACACGUACUUCGCGAGCCUGCCCACCAUGCUCGGCUCCGGCUCCGGCGGCGGCGGCGGCCGGCCGUACGACUACGUGAUGAAGGUGGACGACGACACGUUCCUCCAGCUGGACGCGCUGGUGGACACCCUGCGCUCUGCGCCGAGGGAGGACAUGUACUGCGGCGUGGGGCUCCCGUUCCACGACCGGCAGUUCCCGCCGUUCAUGCUCGGCAUGGGCUACCUCCUGUCCUGGGACCUCGUGGAAUGGAUCGCCACCUCCGACAUGGUCAGGAGGGAGGCCAUGGGUGUAGAAGAUCUGACCACAGGCAAAUGGCUGAACAUGGGCCACAAGGCCAAGAACCGGGUGAACAUCUUCCCCAGGAUGUAUGACUACAAGAGUGCCAAAGGUGAAGACUUCUUGGAGAACACCAUCGGGGUGCACCAGCUGAAGCAGGACCUGAGGUGGGCACACACACUGGAGCACUUCAAUGUCACCAGGCUGGAGCCCUCCAGCAUGCUACUACACAACUUCUAGAGAGUGAGGAAUGAGGAACAGAAUCAUGCAUGCAUAUUGUCAGAACCAACAUGUAAAUUUGUAGUGCUGUUGAUUUGUGACAUAGCGAAUUACUUUCUUGGUUCUAAAUUAUAAGACGUUUUGGUUUUUUUAAUAAAUAUUUUUUCUUAUUAUGCAUCUAGACACAAUGUAUAUUAAAAAACUAAAAUACGUUAUAAUUUAGAAUGGAAAGAGUAAAUAUGAAGGGUUGUUGGUA